Messenger RNA from Calypte anna (Anna's hummingbird), 2986 nucleotides. RefSeq names its product nuclear GTPase, germinal center associated (gene NUGGC). Gene Ontology annotation, molecular function: GTPase activity. Bases 229 to 2592 code for a protein of 787 amino acids. The transcript has 17 exons. The record is from RefSeq and is a predicted model, not a curated record. NCBI's taxonomy places the organism in Eukaryota, Metazoa, Chordata, Aves, Apodiformes, Trochilidae.
CCUUGUGAAAGGUGAGGGUGCUGCACCCACCUCCUGGGCUGGGACGGCUACAAGGAACUUGUCUUGCUUUAAAAAUCAGUUUUAUUCCUGUUGCUGAGUCUCCAGCAAAUCCCUGGCUUCUCCCACCCCCCCAUUGGAGCUGACCCUGGGGACAUAAAACUUCAUCCUAGCCCUGCUGUGCCCCAGGAAGGGGGUAGUGGUGAUAUCCUCCUGAAAUCAAGGCAAAGAAUGUCUUUGUGCUCUUCUUCUUACUCUUUAAGAGAAAUCCUGCAGUGGUUUCGUUUCCUGGAAUCACAACCAUCCUUCCACACCUUCACCACACCUUCCAGGUGUGAAGGGGAUAAGGCCACCACCCCGAGGGAGUCAUCCUCACUUUGGCAUCGGUCCCUCAGGAUGCAAAGAUCAGGAGCAGAAGAACAAGACAAAGAGAUGCAAAAUGGCCUGAAUGAACAUCUGGAUGAAGCGAUGGCGAAGCUCUCAGAAUUCCUCUUCACCCAUGGCCUGCAUGGGAGAAGGGAGGGGAUUGAAUACCUCAAAGAUCGCCUGGAGAGCUUGAAGCCAGAUGUUUGUCUGGAGCCCAUCUACAUCGGGGUCUUUGGUAGCACGGGGGCAGGGAAAAGCACCUUGCUGAAUGCCAUCAUCCACAAACAGUUCUUCUUGCCCGUGUCCGGGAACGAAUCCUGCACCUCCUGCGUGGUGCAGAUCAACAAAGGAGUCAGCGGGAAGCACGAGGCAAAAAUCCACCUCAUCACAUAUGAGGAGUGGAAGGAGGAGCUGAAGGAUCUGGUGGCACUUGUGGAGCAGGAGGAAGAUGAGGACAGCAACGAGAGGUAUGAGGCCAUUUUGAAGAUCUCCACCAUCUACGGGGAAGGCGCCACAACCAAGAGCUAUGAAGAGCUGUGUAGGAUGAAACCCCCCAUCUCUAUCUCCUUCCCAGAAUAUAUCAGCCUCAAGGAAAAAAAUGAAGAAGAACUUUCCAAAAAAAUGUGCCCCUACAUCCGGACUCCGAGCAUCCAUCGUGAGGCAGAAGCAGGAGCCAAUGAAGAAAACAGAGCAAAAGUUCUCUGGCCUCUAGUCAGGAAUGUGGAAGUCACCAUCCCAAGUCUGCAAGAGCUCCCAGAAGGAGUCAUCCUGGUGGACAUCCCAGGGACAGGGGAUUUCAAUAAGAAAAGGGACACCAUCUGGAAACAGAACAUCAACAAAUGCUCUGUCAUUUGGGUGGUCAGUGCCAUGGAACGGAUUCUGGGAGACCGAACCCACGAGAUGGUGCUGAGAGAAGGCAUGAAGGCCUUCCAGUGUGGGAUGUGCAAGGACAUCUCCUUGGUGGUCACGAAGGCUGAUGACAUGGAUAUAAAUGAAUACAAGAGGGAAACCAACAAGAAUCAGAUCAAUAAACACGAUGCCAUCCUGGAAAGAAACCAAACUGUGAAGCAGAAGAAGACAGCGAUUCUGAAGAAGACCCUGGGGAGAAAUCUUCCAAGUGACUCUGAAGUUCUGCAGAAGAAUGAUCUCGUCUACACUGUCAGUGCCCGGGAGUACUGGGAGGGGAACAUGCUCAGCAGAGAAGAGACAGAGAUCCCAAAGCUGCGGGAAUACAUCCAGGACUUUUCCAGAGCUCAGAGGCGGAACAAACUGAUGGAUCAUGUGAAAGAGGCUUUGGGCACUUUCUCAUUCAUUCAGAGUCUCAAGUCCAACCAAGACCCACAGAGCCAGGAAGAGAAGGAAGAUGAGUUGAAAGCCCUGAUUCAGCAGAAGAUCAAUGAACUGGACAACAGCAUCCAGACAUGUUUUGUACCUAUUGAGCAGCAUCUCCAGGAAGGUGUAGACCAAGCAAAGAGGUUGUGUAACAAAAACACCGAUAAGAUCUUCAAACUAAGCCGUGGGGGUCAGGGCUUCCACAAGACCAUCAGAGCUCUCUGUCUGAAGCAUGGGAGUUUUUCCUCCCGCACCUUCGGCCGGAUAGACAUGAACAUGUGCCUGGCUCAGCCCAUCUAUGACAAAAUUGACAUGAGUUUUGGCAACAUGUUCAGGCUCCAGAUGGGCACCCGCACCACACUGAAAUCCUGCCUUGAUGUGGUUAAAGAGGGCAUCAAGAACGAACUGGAGGAGGCCAUGGGGGAUUACCCAGUGACUCUCAGGUUCCUUCAGCAGGAGGUUGACUUCAUCUUCAGGAAGACUGAAAAAGUCAUCCUCCAGGAGAAAGGCAACAUCUACCAAUCCCUUACCAUCUCCAUUCAAAAUGACAUGCUGCCACACUAUGAAGAUGCUGCCAGCCAAAGAGGAGAAGGUACCUUUGCCAGGAUGAAAGACACCCUGAGCCAGGGGGUCAUGAGAGAGAAGGAGAACAGAAUGUUUGAAAAAGCACAGGAGAGCAUGAAAAGCCACUUCCAGACACUGAAGCUGGAGAUCAUCCAGAAGAUGAGGAAGGAUUUUUCUGACCUGCUCGACCUCGCCUUUUGCCCACGGGUCCAGCUCCAGGGAACGCUACCAGACUUCAGCAGCCAGUUCUUCUCCAUCCGCACCAUUCACCAGAACCUGCAGCGAACUGGAGAGGCUCAACAGUCCCGUGGGGGUUAUCUCAGACAAUUUUAGCUUUAUUAUUCAUGUCUGUGGCUCACUCUGUGCCCUCUGCAGGUACAGAAGCAAUUGCUUCAAGUGGAUUUUCUUUUUCCUUCCCUAAGCCCCAAGCCCUGGUGGGUCUCACACCCUUCAGCAGUGAUCCAAGGGUGCUUGUAUCUUCUCCCCACGGGCAUCACCCUGCACCAUGGGGUUAAUGCUUUUGCAGGAGUGGGGUCAGAGGCCAUUGCCAUGGCCAGGUUGUUGAGGUCCACUCAACCAUCACUCCUCUGGGCUCCUUCAUGCUUGGAGAGACAGGAUUGUCACCCCAUAACCAACCACGUGAACGCGCCAAGCUUAUCCCCAUGUGAUCUGCCCCACUUUUAUCUCUUUGGAUGUUUUGAAAUUUGCUAAUAAAAAAAAAAAAACA